AUGGCGGAGAUUUAUGUCAACCUCCUGGGCUUGAGAAUCGCUGUGUCGUUCACAGGACUUGUGGGUAACGUAUGCUUAAUCCUCUCUAUCGUCCAUAUCAAGUGGUCCCACAUCAAAUCCUUCGAGUUGUUUCUUCUGGGACUGGCUGCCGCCAACUUGGAGGAGAUUGUCAUCAUCAACGUCUACGAUCUUUUCAUUCUUCAGUCGUCUUUCUCCAACACUUGGUCGUGCCGCUUUUUGAAGUUUAUGACCAUGUUUGGAGAAACCGCCAGCAUCUUCUUCACCGUCAUCAUCAGCAUCUUCAGGUACCAGAAGCUGGCCGUCAGCUUGUCGGUUCCCCUGGACCGCAUCGGAGUAGCCCGUCUGCUGAGCGGAGUUUGUGUAAUGGUCUCUUUUUUGCUCAGUUUCCCAGUUGUUGCCAUUAAACCCACGGAGAAUGCCACCAACAGCAGCGGCAGCCGCUGCUCUGCUGAAUCCUUUCACUGCGGCGAGAAUUAUUGUCCCACGCCCAACUGUGCUUACAAAUAUCUCUUCGUCCUCGUCUCCUACCUGCUACCCCUCAUCAUCAUCACAGUCACCAACUGUCUAAUCAUCACAGUGCUGCUAAUCCAGAGGAGGACCAUCACACCAGAGAUCAGUGUGCACCAGCCCAACCACAACCACAGAAAAGGCAGAGAUCUGCGGUUCCAGCACAGCACCAUAGCCGUGGUGGCGGCCAUGGCCUUGUUCCUGGUGAACUGGACCUUCUACCUGGUCUUUCAGUUUAUCCUCAAACCUAAGGACCUUCCUUCUUGGAGUGAAAUUGAGUUUUUCAUUCUAACCUCCUACUCGUCCUUCAGUCCAUAUGUAUACGGGAUAGGACACAACUUGUUUUCUCUGGAAAACUUUAAAAUUAUUAGAAAUAAAUUUUAA
Oryzias melastigma (Indian medaka) is the source of this 912-nucleotide messenger RNA. RefSeq lists its product as uncharacterized. Gene Ontology annotation, biological process: neuropeptide signaling pathway. Gene Ontology annotation, cellular component: membrane; neuron projection. Bases 1 to 912 code for a protein of 303 amino acids. NCBI's taxonomy places the organism in Eukaryota, Metazoa, Chordata, Actinopteri, Beloniformes, Adrianichthyidae. The record is from RefSeq and is a predicted model, not a curated record. The transcript has a single exon. Gene Ontology annotation, molecular function: G protein-coupled receptor activity; neuropeptide binding.